Molecule: messenger RNA, 7220 nt
Organism: Bactrocera latifrons
Lineage: Eukaryota; Metazoa; Arthropoda; Insecta; Diptera; Tephritidae
Exons: 11
Coding region: 166-7101 (2311 amino acids)
Biological process (GO): germ-line stem cell division; transposable element silencing
Molecular function (GO): ATP binding; nucleic acid binding
Source: RefSeq, a predicted model, not a curated record
GCAUCUUCAGAUGCUGUGCAAUAUUUCCUUUCUUCGUGUUUUUGUUAACGGUAUUGGCAGAAUUAGUUUCUAGAACCAAGUUCAGUGCUUUAGUUUGUUAAAAAUCAUUGUUUUCUGAUAAAGUUUAUAAAAUCAUAGAGCACUUCGUGUAGCAAAUAAUACGAGAUGACUACGGAAAAGGAUAAACAUGUCUCUGUGACGCACUUCAUUAAUCCGCAACUAUUUUGGUUUCACGAAAUUUGUGUGCCAAAUCCGGCUUAUCACGAAAUUAAAGAACUGGAAGAGCAGCUUGAACAAUAUUAUAAAACACAUCAACCAUGGACGCAAGCUAUACGUAAGCCGACAGUUGAUAUGCUGGUGGCUGUAAAAUUCCUAUCCUGGCACAAAAUGAUAAGAGCACGUGUUGAACAUAUUGCAAAUUUCAGUAAAAAUACGCAAGGUGGUGAAUAUAUUAUGUGGGCCAUUGAUUAUGGUUUUCCAUUUCAAACAAAAUCGGAACAAAUAUUUCGUUUGCCUGAUAAGUUAUCACGUCCAGUGGCGCAUAUACAACGUGGUGGUUUGGCAUACUUAACACCAGCCGAAACGGACUUUGAUUUUCGUAUGAGUUGCGCUGUGACAAAUGCCAAAGAGAAUUGGAGUCAACGUGCAUGUGAAUUGAUGGACAAAUUAUUGAAUGAAUCGGAAUCGGUUGUAUUCGUUGAGAAAUUUCAGCACGACGCACAUUUUUGGGGCGAUCUAAUAGUGACCACGCAUUUGGGCUAUAAAUGUAAUGUGCGUGAUUAUUUAAUUGGCAUAAGUGUGGCUUUAGAUGCCGGUCCGAGUUUUCGUGAAGCAUGUACAAAUUUGAAAGCCACGAAAAUUUUGCCAUGGAUGACAAAUAGUGGUAACAGUAAAUUUAGUGCAAAUAAAGGAUUUUUGUGCGAAGGUAUCGGACGCGAUGAUAAAAAGCUGCAACAAACAGUUAACAGCGAAUUGGAUGAUUAUGCAAAGAAAAAAGUAGAAGAUUGGUGUGCAAGAAAUGAGAUAGCUAAUCUUCAAGAAGCCGCAGAUUUCGAAGAGGACACAUUGCUCGACAGCGUCAAAUUCGACGAUUCAGUGUCGAACAAAGAUUUUGAAGUAGGCACGCUAAACAGUGUUGACACUGUGGAAAUCACUAAAGAAAACAAAAACGCUGGUGAAUGCGAAAAACUACUGAGUGACGACGAUUCCGGCAAUUCUAUACAAAAUUGUGAAAUAACUGAACAGAAACUCGGCAUGGCUGGUACAUUGACAAAAUCUCUAGAGCUGAAGUAUAGUAAACAGCAAUUGCCGCCAGAACCAAAAAUUAUUGAUUUUGAUGUGUCCCUUGAUUCCGAAAAGGAAUCAUUGAAAGAAAAUGUGCCGCUUGGCAAGGAAAAGCUGCUUAGUGGUGUGGAAUCGUUAGCAUCCACGAGAAACGGAGUUUCGAGAAAACAAAAAUUGCUGGAAAAACGCAAACAGAUAAGCAACAAACACACUGAUGAAUCUAUUAUAACCGACAAGCUGCAAGAGUUAUCACUAAAAUCUGAAAUUAACGAGAAGAAUAAUAACCUUAUAGAGUUAACAUCCAACGCAAGCACUACGAUGGAGUCUGAUAUUGGAAAAUCUAUGCGCAAAACUAUUACUGAGAGUAGCGAAACCAGCGUGGUUUCAACAAAUGUAACCAGUACUCGCGCAAAACGCCAUCUCCUCAAUCGCCAGCGGGCAUGGAUUAAGCAGGAAGAAACCACCACUGACAGCACAUCUACCAAUGAACUUACACCACAAGCAACCACUGUCUCCUCCAAACGUAUGGAGUAUUUACGAAAGCAACGUUUAGAGAAGCUUAAAACGGAAAAGCAUGAAGAACCCAAACAAGAGGGUGCUGCAGAAGAACCCAUUGGCAAAACUCAAGACCAAGCACCAUCGAAUGAAGUGGUUGAAAAGAGCACAGCGCCGAUUGCUCCCGCUAAGUCCAGCGCGCAUUUAGGUCGCUUGUUAAACUUGCGCAAAAAGCAUAGCGAGCCACAGCAAUCCAAACAAGUUAUUACACGCGCAUUUUUACCCAGUAAAAAGGUUAAGGAUGUUAAACCAGACUCAUAUUUCGAAUUAACGCAGCCACGUUUGCGUCCGGCUGCAGAGACCUUAAAAGAAAGCACCACCUUCCAUGGUUUACGCAUGAUACCAGCCGGUUUUGAUAUAACCAAUUUAAAUCAUUAUAAAGACGAGAAAAAUCAUUGGCAUCGCAAGGCAACUACGCGCUUUGAUCAUGUGCCGCACGACCUAGAUGUGGUAGCAAUGGAAAAGAAGGAGACGCAACAACACAAGAAUGCUGAUAGUGCUGGGCCCAAAGCAAUGGAAACUUCAGCAAGCACAGCAAAGCAUGCAAAUAUAUUAGAUACCACAGUGCCAGAGUUAAGCGAAGACCCCAUAGAUUUUAGCAUAAUUUCGGAGGCCAAAAGCAAGGGAUCUACUACGCCAGAGGAGCUGUCACCCUACAGCAGUAGCAACUCACCUGCGCCAAAAAAAUAUGGACGCUAUCGCUCGUUGAAAUCGCCCGCUACGCAAAUGAAUAAAAUCGAUGAAAUACUACGUUCCGCUUAUAAUGAAAAAGCCGGCGGCAAUAGUGACAUACUAGACCUAGACAAUCUAAAUUCUAGCGUCUGCAAGGAUGAUUCGGACAACACGGAUCUAUAUUCGGCCGAUGAUGGUACAAACGGCACCACUACAACCGACAACGAAGAUAUUGAAUUGGUACAUAAUUCUACUUCCAAUAAACGUUCACUUAUCAGAAAUCGCCUGCUGAAUAAAUUAGCAGCACAACAGGAGCAUUUGAAAAAGAUCGAAGACAAAUUAACCAACGAAUUGAAUACACCAAAACCCGAAACAUUUCGUAUACACUUGCCAGAAGUGAAGGAGCUGCGCGUUGUAGAGGGUGAACACAAGUUGAAAACCAAAUUUAUUGAUCACUUGGUGCUGGCGCAUUCGAAUGUACCGCUAACGGCGCUCACCAGCAUAACGGAGGCAUUCUUUUUGAAGGAAAUACACGACGAAAUGGAAAAUAUGCGCGUGACAAAGCUAUAUCGCAUACAAGCUUACGCCUGGCCACACCUGUUGCGUGGUAAUUCAAUGUUCGUCGUAAAUCCACAUAAAACGGGCAAAACAUGGAGUUAUUUGCCGGCCAUUUGUAGUCUCGUUGCUUAUCGCAUACAAAGUAGUCGCAUUGCCGAGACAUUUGGACCGGUCGCCAUCAUACUGCUACCGACCUCCGCACACGUCGAAGUUGUGCAUAAUUUUUGCAAGCGUUUACUGUUAGGCGUGCGCCCAGCAGUGACCACGGUAGCUUCGUAUGGUGUGCGGAAUGCGAAUGAUGCUAAAAUACAAUUGCUCAAUAGUUGUGGCAUACUGGUGGCAACGCCGGCCAGUUUGCUGCGUUUGUUGCGUGAUAAUGAGAAGGAGCCGCUGCUUGAUAUGGAGCGGUUGAAACAUUUGGUUGUCGAUGAUUUAGAUUUAAUGCUCUCGCGUUCGCAGAACGAUAUCGAAUUGGUAUUGAAGACCUUAUUUAAACUAUCCAAACGCAGUAAGGACGCUGCAUUGCCUUGGCAAUUGGUGGUUACCUCACGCGAUUGGGAUUCCCUGCUUGUGGCGCUUAUGCGUAAGUCAAAUCAACCACUACUUUUGAUUGGUGAUUUUCUCGAAGCCGCCGUUUAUGGCAGAGUCAUGAUAUCCAUCAAGCUCUGCCCGAGCGAGCGCAAGAUAACCACAAUUCUGGAAUUCAUCGAGCAGCAUUCGCUCGAAAACGAACGCAUACUGGUGCUGUGCAACAGCGAUGACGAUGUCUAUGAGGUCGUGGACGGUCUAACCACUUCGGCGCAUGUUUGCAUUGCCUACGACAAUCACGCGUCAGCCGAUGUGCGCACAAUUAUCGAGGAGUGGCGCAAGAAUAAGGUUAUGUCAUCACGCAUACUAGUGUGCGCCGAUUCCUCGUUUCCGGAGUUGCAAAUACAGAAUGUCUCACAUGUCAUACACUAUUCAAUGCCCACAUCUUGGACUAAAUUCACAGCGCGCUUUUCCGCUUUAGCUCAGACCUAUGACAACUAUGUGAGCACGAAUUUCGAAAUUCCCACUGGCUUGGACCGCCUCACAGCGCGCUCACUAAUACUGCUUGAUGAGGAGAAUAGCAUGCAAUUACCGCGUUUAAUGGAUUUUAUGAAGAAGCACGAUCAAUUGAAAUUUAUACACGCCGACAUUUUAGCUGUAUCCAAGCGCGUUUUGGUAGAACGCGAGGAGGCGCGCAUAUUGCAUGGCGCACGCAUGUGUCCUUUUGUCUUGGAGUUCGGGGAAUGUGAUGAACCGCGUUGUGAAUUUCGACAUAACCUCACACGUUUCGAUGCGGUUGCCAAAAAGGAUAAUAUACCGACCAACGGCGAUAUGCGCAUACUCAUACUGAAGGUAUUUUCACCCACCCACUACGCUGCACGUCUACUACAACAACGUACAGCCAACUCUAAUAAAUGGCAGGAUAUCCGACGCUCGCCGGAAGUCUGCAAUUUCAGCAUGCAAUUGAAUUUGCAUUAUAUGAAGCAGGAAAAUUGGAAUCUGCUAUGGCCGCUACACAUCGGUGAUUUGUGCAUCUACAAAUACGCCGAUACAUAUCAACGCGCGCGUAUACUUGAGUUGCCUGAUGUAUCAAACACUGCUAUUGUUAAGGUGAUAAAGCUUACGCUCAAGUUGAUCGAUGAGGGCAGCAUUAUAUCGAGCGUUAAAUCGGAUGAACUCUAUGUGUGUGCUGAUAAAUUCAAAGACUUUCCCGCACAAGCCAUAAAUAUACGCCUAACGGGAGUAGUGCCAUUCGAUAACGAACGCACUUGGGACAGUAAGGCCACUAAAACGGUGCAGAAAUGGAUUAUGACCGAUAUAAAGCAGAAUGAAUGUGUGCAUGUGAGCAUUAACUUCACGCUAAUCGAUACCAUUUGGGUGAACAAUGUAAUUGUGAUGGAGCAACUCAAACAAGUGGACCAAUAUGUGUACCGUGUGAACUUGAAACGCUCAUUGAUGGAGAAAAAUAUAGCCGAUGUGGGUGACAGUAAGAAACAGGGUAUACGCGAAAUAGCUGAGGAGUUGGGAUUGCUUGCGCAUGGCGAUGAAUCGGACAUUCUCAGUGACUCUGAGGGUGAAUUCAAAAGUUUCAGUGAGAACGACACAAGUAAUCUUAUGAAAUUUUCCUCGAACGAUAACACCGCCGAAAGUGAGAAGCUACAGCAGGAGGAGAGGCAUGCAAUAGAAACGCAAGAAGUGGCGGAAUCAAAUUCGCUAAUAAAAAUCGAUGACGACAAUGAUAAUGUGGAAGAUUGGGAUGCGCAGCUGAAUGAUAAUGCUAAUAACGCUAAAGAGAUUUAUCUACCACUACAAGCAACAAUUAAGAUCGAAACAGAUGCAGCCUCCACAAUAACAACACAGGAGAAAAAAACGGACGACAAAAUUAUUUCAACGAACAUACAAACCACUACAACUGGCAAGGAAGCGUGGCUGGAAUUGCCUUUAGAGCAAAUUGUAAAAGUGGAAAUCGGCAGCGAGGACGAAAAUGGCAAUUGGAGCGAUAUUUACUUGCAACACAUCGAUAGCGAAGUAUUGGAAAAAUUCGAUGAAUUGCUUGUGCUAAUUAAUAAACACAUUGCUAAAUUGAAACGCAAUCCGGCAAUGCCAUUCCCCGCCUCAUGGUUCAAGCCAAUGCAGAAUUGUAUAAUACAUUAUGAUGACCGUUAUUUACGCGCCAAAUUGUUUGGCAUCUUCAGCAACAAGACAACAACUAAUACCAUGCCAUCAACAAUUUACCGUUUCUUUUUGUGUGACUACGCAUGCUUCGUAAUGGCUAAAUCGGAUGAGUUGUACAAAGAUUUCCUAUAUCCCACCACACAAGAAAUUGUGGAAUUCACGCCGUAUCAAGCCAUACACUGCCGGUUAGCUGGCAUAAAUUUCAAUAAAUUCGCAAAACGCUAUAAAGUCACCAAAGAUUAUCUUUUCGCUUAUGCUGUGAAAGCGGCCGGCUGUGCAUUAACGUCAGUUAUAGCCGAUUUCAAUAUAAAUUCCUAUGAAAUACUGUUGUAUGAGAAUGAAACGGAAGAAAAUUUGCAAACGAUAGAAUUGGUCAAUAAUAAAUUGGUAGAAAAUGGUGUUGCCACGGUGGAUGAGUCAGUCAAAGAUAUGCUGCAAAAGCAUGCAGAAGUGCCUAAGACGCCUAAAGGUUUGUGUAAUUUUGAUGAACUGCUACAAUGCAUACAACGUUCCUUUGAGUUAGAAAUGUGUGAGUUAUAUGACGCGAGCACUAUAACGCCGCUACAGGCAAUUGAACCGCCUUUACAAGAAGCGACGGAAAGCAUUGACAAGCUACCGCCGAGCACUGACACACCGCUCGGUUAUAAAAAAUUAAAAUCAAAAUCCACACCGAACUCAAGCUACAAUGAAGAAGAGCCAUUACUAACGCCCAGCAAAACAUCAAGCAGCAACGAUAACAGUCGUACACUCAACUCAACCUCGACCGGCUUGGACACAACAUCUUCGUCCACAAACUCUUUACCGCCACCACCUGCUUUACAGGCGAAACACAAACGUCCGCAACUCUCCUGGUACGAUACAGAUUGUUUCAUUUAUCUCGUCAUACAUGCGCCCGAUGUUGCUGACUAUUAUCUCGAAGUUACAGCAGAUACAUUGAUAUUCGCUGCCAAUAUACAAGAUGUGCCACAUGCAUUAGUGCUCAAUUUGCUUGGUAUAGUUGAGCCUUCUCUAGUUUCGCAUGAAAUACGCGGUCUAAAUGUGUUUGUGCGCUUGGUUAAGGGUGUUUUUAUGAAAUGGCCACGUUUGUUACAACAAACGUUGCGCUAUCCUUGGCUCACGUACAACUUGAAUGCGUUAGAUUUGUCAGAAGUGGAGAAGUUGCUGCCGCAACAGCAAUUGGAAAUGAUACUACAAAAGACGGCAGCACUAAACCACAAUGACAGUUAUAGUAGCGAUGAGGAUUCUGAUGAUGAACGCAAUGUAUUCCAAACAUAUACGCCCAUAGUUAACAGUGAGGACCUACACGAUCCCAUUGUGGAAUUGCUUUGAGAGCGGGUGUCUGUUAAUUUCAAGCCAUAUAAGUAUGGUUGUUUGUUUGUUGGCCUAGGAGURACUUUAAUCGCGCUCAAAUGGCACAUCGUGCACUUGCCUAAAUUUUAAACAUUUAA